Pocillopora meandrina is the source of this 11029-nucleotide messenger RNA. The record is from the annotation of a GenBank genome assembly. NCBI's taxonomy places the organism in Eukaryota, Metazoa, Cnidaria, Anthozoa, Scleractinia, Pocilloporidae.
UUAAUUUGCUUGAGCAUCUCACCGCAAUCGUAUCACUUAGAGACCUCUCUACGCCAUGAUUUUCCAGUAUUUCAUUUUGAAUGCUAUUCUCGCUUCACUUACGAUAGCAUCAGUGGGUAAGAGAUCUCCAUCUCGUCAUCUUGAAUAAAGAAGAUGGGAGAAGCGCAUUACAACUUAUUAUACAAAAAGUUGUUUUUCAAGAAUAUUUAUGUAGUUGUUGAACCUUAUGAAGACGUUAAUUUAAGACGUUUUGAGUUGUUCUAGAACUGUCGAUGAGGGGCUAAAACUAUCAUAUGAAAUGCUGACUCCCACUCAUCGCUAAUUACAAACGUUAUAUUUUGUUCAUAUCAUCGUUUCAGACCAUCAAGCGCCGGUUUUUACGUAUUGCCCAAAGUGCAUCACAAUGAAAGAAAUCACAGAGCAUGAGAUCCACGUUGACUGGUCUAGACCUAAAGCAACUGACGAUUCUGGUGAGGAGCCUGAAAUAAUAUGCAGCAGGCCAAGUGGAGACUUAUUCCCUGUUCCCAGUACAACUGAAGUUGUUUGUACGGCGAGAGAUUCCGCUGGUAAUAGAGCCACUUGUAGCUUCAGGAUCACUCUAAAACGUAAGCUGAAGCUCUUGCAUUUGAAUAAACAAUUUAUCAAGAUGAUCUAAUUAUGUAAAAGAAAAGGUUAGAAUUUGGAAGUAACAGUUGAUUGCGUGCUUUCGUUGUCCAGGUGAAAGUAUUCCCGAUAUGUCUGUUCUCGGUAACAAUAGCUGACAACGAGAAGCUUAGCUGAAGUCUAAUAGUAACCCUUGACUCUAAUGAUGGUUUCUGCUAACGAUGUCAUAACAUCAAUCACCGUUGCCAACAGCAGUCCCUUUUAGGUUUACUCGAACCCAGGCCAUUAGAAUUCAUGAUCAACAGAUUCAGUAACUGAAAAUAUAUGAGAGAAAAACCGCUUUUGUGCAGCAUUAUGCUGCCUGUUAUCGGAGUAUGAGUUACACCUUGACUAACCGAAAAAUCUAAAAUUCGACAUCUUUACUAUAUUUUACAUCCAUUAAUGAAAUGGAUUAAUUAAUAUUAAUAAUAAUUAAUAUUAAUUAUGUCUACAAUUCGAAAAUAGAAGGUUAAGAAAAUAUGAAAUUUCUACUUACUGGACUGGAAGGGCGACAUUUUAAAGGUCGGCGUCUUCUUUGCUACAAUGAUUUUAUAUUUUUUCUCUCUUUUGUUGUCAACAGGAAAGGAGUGCCCCAUGUUCGAUCCUCCUCAAAACGGAGCUCUGGCGUGCAACAAGAUUGGUGUAGAAUAUCUUUGCGCUGCGAUGUGCCAAAAUGACUUCGACUUCACUUUCAACCCCCCUUUACUGUAUCUCUGUUCAAGUGGCCAAUGGAAUUUUUUUGGAAUACAGCACAGCACACAACUUCCAUGGCCUAAUUGCUCAAGUAAGUUUGUUGCCAAAGGACUGACCUGACGUUUCCGGGGUAUUUUAAAAACCCUUUAAAUUGAUAAACGUGGAAGUACGAACAAGAAAAGGUUAUCAGCUGAGAAGGGGGAGAUUCAUAUCAUAAAGAGUUGUACGCGGGUACGAAACCAAAAAAGUGCAAAAUCUUUGAGAGUGUCAAGAAGCCCGGAGAAUGAGUAAUAUUUUUACAAAAAAAAUAGGGUAUUACUAUUACUAAUUCAAGUCAUAUAUUCACAACAGAAUCCCCUGUCUAUAUUUCCGCUCUCAAUGUGAAAUAUCUUAGGGACAAAUUUUACUCAAGGGAUAUAAAAAACGAGUCGAAUAUGAAUCAUGUUAUAUAAAGUAAGGUUAAAGUCUUGGAUCCUAGACUGGAGAAACUGCUACACAUUUUGGUUGUGCACCCUGGUCCUCCAAGAAUCGGCUGUAAACAACACUAAGGCUCACUUGUUCGAUGUAUCAACAAUUUUCAGGGAUUGUCAAUUCAUUAAGAAACACUGAAAAAACAUAUUCAAUAAAAACAAUGUUAAAAUACCAUGACUGUUGAAGCACCUCUCCUAAAUAAGUCAAAGCAGUUUCUAUCAGAUGCCUGAUGACAAAAAGCAUACACAAAAUAUAUGUAUUGCUUUGUUUGCUUCUCCACAAUAUAACAAGGUAUCCCUUCAUUUUGAAAGUUAAUAUACUACCAAUGUUUUCGGAAAUGAUAACAGCUACAGAGUCAAUUUCACUUCAAUCUCUUUCCUCCUUGUUUAUUUGCAGGGACAGCAAAUCCAUCCAUAUUGAAGUUAAAUAAUCUCCCUGGUUAUUUCUUUGAUGGUGACAUCAACGAUCCCAAUGUCCUGCAAAGCGUUAAAGUAAAUUUCAUGAAUUUGGCAACCGCGCCCUACAUCCCUCCGCUUUUUUGUAAACAGAUACCGGACAAGUGCAACGUUAAAACAGUUGAGGUGUAUCAUAAAUAGGGCCGCUCAAAGUAAGAAAAAUAACAUGCACAUAUAUGUUACAACCCCUUUAAGGAGAAGUAGGUAGUAAUCUGAAUGGUUACGUUACGCUUCAUAUCUUCCGUGAUAAAAAGUGAGAGAAGGAGUGGCCGUAGAGUGUGCGUUUGUAAACUAAAGAAAAUAAAAACAUUGACCUGUCUUGUUGUUGACUGUUUUGAACGACUGAUAGAUUUAAACUAUAACAGUUAUCUUAUUAGUUUUUCGAUUUCUAUGCGAGGUAAGUGAUGUCAAUCAAUUGUUAGCCAAACAUUUCAGCUCAAAAUUCCGCGACGAAAGAGAUUUAAGAUGAAAUGACGGAUAACUUUGAAAAAGACGUUUGGGAGAACUAACCAAAAUAAAAUUGAAAAUAAUCUCUGAUUUUACUUUCUAUUUACAGGCUCACAAGAAAACUUGGGUAAUUUCAAGAACACGACCUCAUGUUCAUGUUCAAUAAAGAUAAAACUUAUGUCAAAUGGAGAAUCUGUACUUUAUUUACAUAUAUGAUAUCAGUCGUCCAGUCUAAAAGAGAGCGGAUUGAUGACGAGAGUGACCAAGUCGCUAUGGGUUUUAGCAUUUCUUUUGAUUGGUUAAGAAUGACACGAGUUUCCUGGACUAAUUACAGAGGGUAGUUGAGCAGAAACAAUGUUAUCGUGAAUUACUAUCGACGUUCACUAUAAAUUACUCUGUGGUUAUUAACACCUGAGUGACCAAGACAGAAUUCUCCUUUCAAAAUUGAGGAAAUAAUGAUUAAGCAGACGAGUCAUGCAUGAGAAGCGGAAUAAAUAUCAAUUAGGGAAUCACUCCUUGAUCCAAUAUCAAAGUUUUCGAACUAACAAUGAAAGAAUUGUAUGAAAAACAGUGAGGAGAAUUACUAAUUAAAUUUUGGGAGUGAAUGGGUCCACCAAAUUUUCCUUACAGUUAGAAUAACUGAAGUCACAAAGGACGGAAAUAUUGAAAUUCCCUUAAAAAAGGUCCUUACACGAGAAAUCUUUUUUCAAAAUGAAGAAUAAUACAUAUGAAAUGUAAAUAAUAUUAUCAUCAGAUGGUUUAGUCAAACACAAGCGAUCGGCUGAGAAAAUAACGUCAAUGCCGAGAAGUUAAUUUGAUUUAUGAAUCAAUCAUUAGUACUUAUAAACAGGGCUGCAAAAAUUUGGGAUUGAAUGCUCCAAAAAAAUUUUCACAGACUUACGUACAAAUUUUGAACAUUAAACUUAUCUAUCAAUUAUCAGCCUGUGCCAAAAGGGUAAAUAGUCCUCUCAUACAAAAACCAUUGUAACAUCUAAAGGGAUUUCUGACCAAACGAUAUGGGCCUGAAAAUAUUUUUCGUGGCAUAUUUGUAGCCACAAAAUUUACUUCUGGGCGAUUUAUUAUCGUAACUUGGCUAAAACGAUGUGUUGAUGAGGAGUUACCCAUAUGACGGAACCGUUCAAAACGUUUUAAUGAUUUAAACAUCAGUCAAAUAUCAGUCAAAUCCUCCUCUCGCACGUGCAUGACUUACAGGAAUUUUAAUUAGCUUUAGAUUGGAAAUACGUGAUUCGUGCGUUGGCUAAAACAAUGUGUUGAUGAGGAGUUACUCAUAUGACGGAACCGUUGAAAAAGUUUUAAUGAUUUAAACAUCAGUCAAAUAUCAGUCAAAUCCUCCUCUCGCACAUGCAUGACUUGUAGCCUCAAAAUUUAUUUCUAGGAAAUUUAUUAUCUUGAAUUGGCGAAAACAAUGUGUUGAGGAGGAGUUACUCAUAUGACGUGCCGUUGAAAAAGUUUUAAUGAUUUAAACAUCAGUCAAAUAUCAUUCAAAUCCUCCUCUCGCACAUACAUGACUUACAGGAAUUUUAAUUGGCUUUAGAUUGGAAAUACGUGAUUUGUGCGUUGUUCUUUUCAAGAAAAUAUGAUGCCACGAAAAUAGGGAAAUAGUUAUUUAGUUUUCCGGGACUUUUGUUCUUUUCCAAAUGCAAGUUGAAAAUUAUUUGUUAGGAAAUAAAGUUCACUCAUCCGACGAAGAACUGUUUGUAAUAUUGCACCUUUGACAAAGACAGCUGGAAAAAGUCUGAUUUCUCGGUCUCUUGUAAGAACUUUCCACAGCUAACAAACUGCAACUCCUAUUGGUCAAAUCUUUUAGAAGAGUUACAUCUCCAUAAAGAUGAUUCCACGAUUCAUCAUUUCGCCAUUCUUCUUGCCAACGUUGUUAUGGCGGCAGUACAAGGUAAGCAAGCUUUCAGCAAGAAUUACACAGUUUAUGAGGUCUUAAGUGUCUAUGACACAACAUUUUUUUAGCGUCUUCUUGUUGAUAGCUGUAUUCAGAAUUUAAAAUAAUCGACCUUAGCGCCAAGUGACUUUUCCUUGACCAUUUUUUACGCAUUGAAAGUAUCCCAUUCAACGUGCGGCUCAAACGAUCAAGCAUGUUACACAGCUGUGACGGCAGAAAACUGUGAAGACAUGUCGGCAACUAUGGUAGUAAAGAAGAAAUCAAGAGGAGAGGACGAACGUAUUGCGUGGCAGGAGCGCCAAAUGAUGUAAGCUACAGGAAUAAUACACAUACACUGGGUUAUUCUAUAUACUACUUUCCAAAGGAUGUAGCUAUACGGCCAAAAUGGACGCAUUUCGAUCGUCGACAUCUGGGAGAUUUUACUCUUCAAAGUCGUCGGCCUUAUACUCCGUCUCGGCUUUGAAGACGGCUGUUACAAAGGGUAACCAACCCUAGAUAAUAAUACGGAAAAAAAUGGAGAAGUGUAAGAACGCAUCUUAAAAAAACACUCUGAUAUAUCGCAUAACAUUUACGUUGAAUGGUAAUUCCUUCCAUAGUCCUGUCCUUUAUUGCAUUCCACUGUACUGCUACCGCAACUCGCUACAGCUGGAGAAAGGCUCCAAAUCUUCACUAAUAAUUGCAAAUAAUAUAACUUAAGUCUAAAACGGUUUUCAGCCGGGGAAAGUUUCCAAAUCUUCACUAAAAAUUUCACAUAAUACAACUAAAAGUCCACAACGUUUUAUGCUAACUCGAGCUCUUGAUCAAUGACUGAUCUUGAGCCCAAAAAUUCUCACCCUAACAAGCUUUUUUAAAAAAAAAAUAUUAAGCAGUUUUUUCAAUCAACUUUAAAACAGCAAUCUAGUGCUGAUUGUUUCUUUUAACCAAACAGCACAGAUUGUGUGCAUUACUUAGAUCUUUGUUUCGUCAACAUUCUCUACACGAAUGUGAUCUACAUUGAGCACUUGAGCUGAUUGUUCCCUCAGAAAUUCAGCGGCUUUUGCCUCCAAACAUGCGCGAUAGCCUUCUCUAUGUUAAGCAGCAAACAUUACUAGCGUGUAGGAUUGAUUCGAAGUAGAAUGCUGCGGAAAUGCUCCACAAAUCCCCUCUGAAAAACCCCUACAAGCGUCACCAUGACAACACUCGCAGCAACAGAACGUCAGCCUGUCGACCUCCUUGGCAUGAAGCUCUGGUCCAGUUCCUCGAUGCCCCUCGUCAAGAUUUUCGUUGAUGUCACUUAAUGCCUCCUUCCGCGUCAUAGGUUGCGUCAUCUUAAUUCCCUUAUUAGGGUGUCUAGGAGCAAUGAAAAGCACCUCUACCUCACCGACCAUGUGGUCGCCAUCUCCUUCUGGAUCUUUGUCAAAGUAUUGGACUUUGAACCCUGGGAUGAUAAAAUCUUUCCUUUAAAUAUUGGUAGACUGUCAGACUUGUAAGACGAGCAAGCUUCUUUCCAGAUUUAACUGUAGGUUUUACGAAUUGCCUAAAGUGUUUCUUUAAUCGUGCAAACUAAAGAGUGCGUUUCGAUUGUGGGAUGUUGGGCAAAACUUAACAAAGGUGCAGAGGAACAAUUUGAAAAAGUGUUAGGUGGGGGGGGACUUAUCAUAAACUAAGCCAAACGCAUAUCUUAGGAGCCAAUUGGAACUCAAACGUACAAACUGUUUGAAGCGCGGAAAGAGGUAAGGGACUUAGCAGGUCACCAUUGUUUUUAGUUUUGCAUCUGAAUGGCCGGAGGAAUGGCGCGCACAUUCCUCGCCAAGAACAGAGGGGUAGUAAAACACCAGUCCCAGUCACUGUUAAGUCUCAAUGAAAAAAACCGCUUGACUACAUUUUUCUGAUUGGUCCAAAAGCUUUGUUCAGCUAAUACUAAGUAUCUCCAACUAGUUUGAAAUGAGACGUUUGUGCGCAGCAUCUCAAAUGAAAGCGGUUAAACAACACUUCAUAUUAGUGAGUUUUCGUGCAACAUACAACACAGCUGAACCUUAAAAACUAAGUCACCAACCUUUAACUCCUAGGUUGGUUUCCGGGACUUCUCUGCACAAAGUUUAUUCGAAUGUCUUCACUGAUUGAUGUCUCGACCAUCCAUUCCUGUAAAUGAACAUCUCAGUUUUUUCCUGGCCAUUUCGAGCGCGUUCAUCAAGGUGUUACAAAACGCUUGCUCUGAAGCCGCACAUCCUCCAUAAACAGAGAUGAUCCUUUUCAGUCUGAGUCUCAGAAGAGGCAAGAUUCCAAGGUUUUCAACAUGGCCGCCAUCACUCAGACGCAACACAGGAGGAGGACUGGGCCCAAGGUUUAGUAUCCCGAGUGUUUUCCGAACAUAACUGAUGUAAGGUAUGUGGACAGCAAAAUAUCUGACGAAAAAAAACAGCACUGAUCACAAAACGACUUUCCUCUCCAUAACAAAUUUUGAAAAUCUUCAUCGAAACUUUUCUAGAACUCAGAGGCGACAGAUCUUUCACCUGUGGUGUGUAUGGCUUUUAGUGUAAAACACUGGCCAAUAUUAGCUGUUCAACUUAUUGAUUAGGGUCAAAGCGCACUAAAAGCAAGUGCAUACGUGCGUGCCUUUUGCUCAUUAGGGAACAAGAGCAUAGACGUCUUUAGAUGCGGAUGGUACCCAGACGUUGAAAGUUCUUUUUGCUGUCGCUUAUUACAAGUAAUUUGUUACCAAGGUGCGCCAGCAGUAUUCGUUCACUCCUUUUGAACCUUGGGAUAAUUAAAUCUUUCUUUUUUUUCUCCGUUCCGCUCCUCGCAUUCUGGGACUGUUUUACUAUGCAGGUUUUGACGUAAUUCUGAUCAUCACGACACUUCUUGCCAUGCUGGUAUUGUACGCAGCCAUCGGAUUCAACUUUGGCGUCGAAACUUCCUCAACAACGCGAGUGAAAGAGCUCGCGCAUUGAGAGAGAAGCGAAAUCGUGAGAUUUUCAAGAUGUUAAUAACUCUGAUAGACGCAUUUUAUGCCUGUUCCUUGCCGAUUCUAACCCUUUCAUUGUCUUUCGCGCUUGACUUCUAUGUGGUUUACAGUGAAACUCGACAUUUCCGUUUCAUUGCUCUUCUAAUGCUGUUCUUAAAUGGUGCCAUUAAUCCAAUAAUCUAUAUAGUUUUCAACAGGAGUUUUCGCAGUUGUGUUAAGGAAGUUUUGUCUAAGCGCUAUUGUUCUCAACCUGUGUCUGCUUGACUUUAACUACAAAGUGGAGACCAGUUUAAAUGUAAAAUUGGUUUCAGCGGACUGUCCAAUGUCUUUAGUUAGUGAGAAUACACUAAGUCUAACUUGGGUUAUUAACUACUUUCAGAUUCUGCCAACGCGACUGGCUUCCUGUCCGUGAAGUUUAAAAUAUUUUAAUAGCGUUUCUAAUCAGUCCGAUUCCUUGCUGCUAUCAAUUUUAUGCGUUCAUUAUUUGCAAAAAUGGAUGAUGCAUAAUCCGAAAAGUCUCAGUUUACUCUCGUGAAAUUAGUAAUCGAUAGUUAAUUGGUUUCUUGCCAUUGAUUGAGUUUACUUUAUUCCCCUAAAUUGAAGGGUCGACGGAAAAAUCGCACCUGUGACCAAAUCAGGCAAAGACAGCUGCGUAAACAAUCCCACAAUCCCAUAGUUCCUUUAACAUCGCUACACGACUGUCUUUUUCCUGAAGCGUUAAUUUGCUUGAGCAUCUCACCGCAAUCGUAUCACUUAGAGACGUUUCUGCGCCAUGAUUUCCCAGUAUUUCAUUUUGAAAGCUAUUCUCGCUUUACUUACGAUAGUGUCAGCGGGUAAGAGAUCUCCAUCUCGUCAUCUUGAAUAAAGAAGAUGGGAGAAGCGCAUUACAACUUAUUGUACAAAAAGUUGUUUUUAAGAAUAUUUAUUUAGUUGUUGAACCUUAUGAAGACGUUAAUUUAAGACGUUUUGAUUUGCUUUAGAACUGUCGACGAGGGGCUAAAACUAUCAUAUGAAAUGCUGAAUCCCACUCAUCGCUGAUUACAAACGUUAUAUUUUGUUCUCAUUAUCGUUUCAGACCAUCAAGCGCCGGUUUUUACGUAUUGCCCAAAGUGCAUCACAAUGAAAGAAAUCACAGAGCCUGAGACCCGCGUUCACUGGUCUGCACCUACAGCAACUGACGAUUCUGGUGUGAAGCCCUACAUAACAUGCAACAAGCAAAAUGGAGACAUAUUCAGUGUUCCCAGUACAACUGAAGUUGUUUGUACGGCGACAGAUUCCGCUGGUAAUAGAGCCACUUGUAGCUUCAGGAUCACUCUAAAACGUAAGCUGAAGCUCUUGCAUUUGAAUAAACAAUUUCUCAAGAUGAUCUAAUUAAGUAAAAGAAAAGGUUAGAAUUUGGAAGUAACAGUUGAUUACGUGCUUUCGUUGUCCAGGUGAAAGUAUUCCCGAUAUGGGUGUUCUCGGUAACAAUGACUGACAACGAGAAGCUUAGCUGAAGUCUAAUAGUAACCCUUGACUCUAAUGAUGGUUUCUGCUAACGAUGUCAUAACAUCAAUCACCGUUCCCAACAUCAGUCCUUUUUAGGUUUACUCGAACCCAGGCCAUUAGAAUUCAUGAUCAACAGGUUCAGUAACUGAAAUAUAUAGGAGAGAAAAACCGCUUUUGUGCAGCAUUAUGCUGCCUGUUAUCGGAGUAUGAGUUAUACCUUGACUAACCGAAAAAUCUAAAAUUCGACAUCUUUACUACAUUUUACAUCUAUUAAUUAUGUCUACAAUUCGAAAAUAGAAGGUUAAGAAAAUGCGAAAUUUCUACUUACUGGACUGGUAGGGCGGCAUUUUAAAGGUCGGCGUCUUCUUUGCUACAAUGAUUUUAAAUAUUUUUUCUUUCUUUUGUUGUCAACAGGAAAGGAGUGCCCCAUGUUCGAUCCUCCUCAAAACGGAGCUCUGGCGUGCAACAAGUUUGGUGUAGAAUAUGUUUGCGCUGCGAUGUGCCAAAAUGACUUCGACUUCACUUUCAACCCCCCUUUACUGUACUACUGUUCAAGUGGCCAAUGGCAUUUUUAUGGACUCCCCAACUUACCGUACAGCACACAACUUCCAUGGCCUAAUUGCUCAAGUAAGUUUGUUGCCAAAGGAUUGACCUGACGUUUCCGGGGUAUUUUAAAACCCUUUGAAUUGAUAAACGUGGAAGUAUGAACAAGAAAAGUUUAUCAACUGAGAAGGGGGAGAUUUAGUGCAAAAUCUUUGAGAAUGUCAAGAAGCCCGGAGAAUGAGAAUUUACAAAAAAAAUAGGGUAUUACUAUUACUAAUUCAAGUCAUAUAUUCACAACAGGAAUCCCCUGUCUAUAUUUCCGCUCUCAAUAUGAAAUAUCUUAGGGACAAAUUUUACUCAAGGGAUAUAAAAAACGAGUCGAAUAUGAAUCAUGUUAUAUAAAGUAAAGUUAAAGUCUUGGAUCCUAGACUGGAGAAACUGCUACACAUGUUGGUUGUGCACCCCAGUCCUCCAAGAAUCGGCUGUAAACAACACUAAGGCUCACUUGUUCGAUGUAUCAACAAUUUUCAGGGAUUGUCAAUUCAUUAAGAAACACUGAAAAAACAUAUUCAAUAAAAACAAUGUUAAAAUACCAUGACUGUUUAAGCACCUCUCCUAAAUAAGUCAAAGCAGUUUCUAUCAGAUGCCUGAUGACAAAAAGCAUACACAAAAUAUAUGUAUUGCUUUGUUUGCUUCUCCACAAUAUAACAAGGUAUCCCUUCAUUUUGAAAGUUAAUAUACUACCAAUGUUUUCGGAAAUGAUAACAGCUACAGAGUCAAUUUCACUUCAAUUUCUUUCCUCCUUGUUUAUUUGCAGGGACAGCAAAUCCAUCCAUAUUGAAGUUAAAUAAUCUCCCUGGUUAUUUCUUUGAUGGUGACAUCAACGAUCCCAAUGUCCUGCAAAGCGUUAAAGUAAAUUUCAUGAAUUUGGCAACCGCGCCCUACAUCCCUCCGUUUUUUUGUAAAGAGAAACCGGACGAGUGCAACGUUAAAACAGUUGAGGUGUAUCAUAAAUAGGGCCGCUCAAAGUAAGAAAAAUAACAUGCACAUAUAUGUUACAAUCCCUUUAAGGAGAAGUAGGUAGUAAUCUGAAUGGUUACGUUACGCUUCAUAUCUUCCGUGAUAAAAAGUGAGGGAAGGAGUGGCCGUAGAGUGUGCGUUUGUAAACUAAAGAAAAUAAAAACAUUGACCUGUCUUGUUGACUGUUUUGAACGACUGAUAGAUUUAAACUAUAACAGUUAUCUCAUUCGUUUUUCGAUUUCUAUGCGAGGUAAGUGAUGUCAAUCAAUUGUUAGCCAAACAUUUAAGCUCAAAAUUCCGCGACGAAAGAGAUUUAAGAUGAAAUGACAUUUAACUUUGAAAAAGACGUUUGGGAGAACUAACCAAAAUAAAAUUGAAAAUAAUCUCUGAUUUUACUUUCUAUUUACAGGC